AUGGGGAAUAAUCAAUCACAACAAGCUACAACAGCGCCGUCGCUGGCAACGAUGGCUCAAUCUACGGCAAGACUUUCUUCCUCGCGGCAAAUGACCAUGAGUACUAUAGCGUCGCCUAUACCAGCCAUCUCCCCCACAUCUCCUAAUGGAACAUUCACACAGUCGACAUCUUUAAGAUCAGUUUCUACAGAGCAAAUAAUGUCAGCAAUUACACAAGCCGCUGCUCCAGCUGCCGCGCAACCUCAAGGAACAGUAACAAUAGAGGUCACCACAACACAGGCAGCUGCUCCAGCUGCAGUUGAGCCUCAAGCAACGACAACGAUAGAGAUAACCACAACAGAAACCGUCACCGCACAAUCACAAAUGACUUCCUCAAGUAUACCAAGCGAGCCCUCCACUUCCAGCACCAGCACAGAUAAAGGAACAACAGGAACAGCCAAACAAGCAGGGCUAAACUCACCCUCUGAAGACAAACCACCUGCCGCAUCUCCGGCUCUGCAAGGCGCACAACUAGAUCCAAUGAAACCUUCAAUUACCCAACCAAAGGUCGGACCUUUCUCUCCCGUCGCAGCAAUUCUUGGAGGGAUCCCGAAUAAAAACGUCGAUGUACCGAUUACAGUUGUGUUUCUGAUAUUGUUUAUUGUGGGAGCUGCAUCACAUUUCAUCAGACAUGAAAUUAACUCGAAGAGGGGACAUAAGUUUGUUAUCUCGGACAUGAUUUUUGAUUUCUGUAUGGUUAGGAAUGUGACUUGUAUCAUGAGAAUUGUGUGGGCAUUUCGUCCGGAGAAUAAUAGUAUUGUUGUUGCAGCUUUGAUUUUUGAAAAUGCCGGAGUCGUCGUUCUCUUCGCCGUAAACGUAAUUUUCACCCAACGAAUCCUCCGCGCUACCCAUCCAAAUAUCGGCUGGAAUCCCAUCGUCUCGAAAGCUUUCCUCGCGAUCUUGAUAUCCGUCCCCUUUAUCAUAUUCUGGAACAUCAUCUCUCUCACCAUCAGUUUUUUCACUCUCAAUCCUCGCUCUCUUGAAACAACGAAGAACCUCCUCUUAUUUGGUUCAUGCUGGACACUUUUUCUUUCGCUGUUCCCAGCUAUCUUUGUCACUCUUGCUACCGCAAUUCCAUCUUCUACUCCUGUCGAAAAAUUCGGCGCCGGCAGAUUUAGAAUGAAGCCGAUAGUUCUUAUGCUCGCUACUGCACUUCUAGUCACUGGAGCAAUUACACGUCUUCUAGGAGCUGUGAUUGAGAAACCAAUCAGUGCACCUAGUCAUCUAUUUAGCAAACCCGUUUUCUAUACUACUGGAUUUAUGCUUGAGAUUAUAGUUGUGUAUGGAUAUCUAUUUUUACGUGUGGAUUUGAGAUUCUGGGUUCCAAAUGGAACAGGUGGUCCUACUGCUCAAGGAAGCGCAGGAUCAUAUACCGUGAAAUCGGAGGAUGAUGAAGAGAAACUCGUUGAUGGAUCGGGAGAUGAGGGAAAAUUACGCCCACGCUCAAGUCUAUAUGAGAAAUUGUAUGGGAAUGUCGUGAUAGGAUUGGAUACUAAUAUUCCUAUAUCUUCAGCUGAGAAGGUAUCUGCAGCAAUUGCAGAUUUAAGUAUGAGUACUAGGGGAGAGAUUUUCGGAACACAGGUUGAGAGUCCAAGUGAGGAUGUAGUGUUGUAUGCUUUCAGGGUUGGAGGAUCUGAAGAUGGAAUGCCCACGAGACCACCGCGUGCUACUUCUUGGGCGGAAAAAUCAGGAGGUGUAGGGGCUAAUGUUGAAGAGUUUAUGUGA
Botrytis deweyae is the source of this 1764-nucleotide messenger RNA. RefSeq lists its product as uncharacterized. NCBI's taxonomy places the organism in Eukaryota, Fungi, Ascomycota, Leotiomycetes, Helotiales, Sclerotiniaceae. The record is from RefSeq and is a predicted model, not a curated record. The transcript is spliced from 3 exons. The coding region runs from base 1 to 1764 and encodes 587 amino acids.